Messenger RNA from Rotaria sordida, 519 nucleotides. Lineage: Eukaryota; Metazoa; Rotifera; Eurotatoria; Philodinida; Philodinidae. The record is from the annotation of a GenBank genome assembly.
AUGCGUCUUGAGAACGAAAUUAAAAGUGACAAUGAAUCAGAUUGUCAAUCAGAAAGAUUCACCGAGGAACAACAAGUUACUGAUAAAAUUCUCGUCCACGAUGUUCCUACGCACAUUCCUGAUGAGGAUCUUAAACAAGAACUAUCAAAAAUUUACCGUGGUAUUAGAUAUGUCAAGCGAUGGUAUUAUAAAGAUGAGUCAAAAGCUCCAACGGAACGUGUUCAAAUUGAUUUUACAUCAUCAAAACAUACCAAAACUAUUCUUGAAAAUGGUUUCAUUAAUGUUGGCCGAUAUUGUUGGCCCGUGACAGCUUUAAAGCCAAGUAUGUAUCUACGUAACAAGCUCGAAAGUGAUAGUAGAUCAUAUUAUCAACCACAGAUACUCACUGAACAAGAUAUAUUGCACACAUUUGAAGAGCAAAAAAAACAAUUGAACGAUUUGAUGUGUCAUUUUGACGAUCAACUCAACAAGACCGUUCGUCUUCUGUGCAAGGAUGCCCAUGACUCAUCAUCUGGCUAA